Molecule: messenger RNA, 2004 nt
Organism: Yarrowia lipolytica CLIB122
Lineage: Eukaryota; Fungi; Ascomycota; Dipodascomycetes; Dipodascales
Biological process (GO): lipid droplet organization; lipid storage
Cellular component (GO): endoplasmic reticulum membrane
Source: RefSeq, a predicted model, not a curated record
AUGGUCAAAACCUGGUCGGCCAAACGGCUCUGGAGCAUUCUGUACGUGCUUCUGUGGCUGCUGGGCAUCCAGCUGACCCUCCUAUUCGCAGCAAUAGCCUACGUUGCGCUCUACCAGUUCUACAUCCCCGUCAACUCGCUCUCUCUUCCCCUGGACUUUGAUUUUUCGACCGAAGACGGCGCCUACGCGGUCGCCAAGCUUCAUGGAGACGUGGUGUCGCUCAAUUACGUCGAGCCCGCCACCCAUGCGUUGUGGAAGUACGUGCCGUUUGUGUCCACCCCUUCGCCGGCUCCCGAGGCACCUCACAACCGGGUCACCACCUUUGGCCGUCCCCGCGACCGAAUCAAAACGUUGCGGUUCAUGAACAUGCCCUAUUCGGUCUAUGUGAACCUGGAUCUGCCCGAAACAGAUCGCAAUCUCGGCACCGGCAACUUUAUGAUCCGGGUGUCGUUUGCAGACGACCUGGAGGUGUUCAGAUCGACCCACAGACUCACCAGAGACAACAGAAAACGGUGGCCUCUGACUCACAACGAAGAGUACGCCGUGAGACCGAACGUGGGGUCCAUCAACAAGAGAGAAAAGAGAGACAGAGCAGAAAAACUACACAAGGAAGACAGGAUAAUAACCGACCACCAGCCUGAACAUCACCCCCUUCCUGCUCUCUUUACAGCAACCCGCCCCGCCAUUCUGGCAUUCCAAUCCGCAACCAUGCGGGUCAUGGACACGUUGCUGUUUGCUCCUCUGUAUCUGACAGGCUGGAAAAAACAGGAACAGCGGCUGCACGUGUACAUGGCUUCCAACUGGCACGUUCCCGCCGACGUUGAGGACCACGAGUUUGCCUAUGCCAUUGUGGAGCUUGACCGAACCGUGGAUAUCUACGGAGCCCAGAUUGAGUGGCGAGUUGAGUGGACUGGACUCCGAUACUUUAUGUACCAUCAUAGGGCCCUUGCAUUCUUACUGGGAACAGCCGUGCUGUGGUACCUGGAGAUAUUCUACUUGGCAAUUGCCUACUGGAGUGGCAAGAAGAUGAUUCUGAAGCUCACUGGGGAUACCACCAGGACGAGUCAGAGACCGCAAACUCGAAUUGGUGGAGCAGGUGCCGGGGGACCUGGUGAGCAUGGAAGACCAGGAAGUCGAACUGCUCGAAUUGCAGACGACGCUGCUCUCGAUGCCGAUGAUCCCGCUGAGGAAACAGACACUCCCGACCGUUCUGAGCUCCACACCCGGUCGUCCGAAAUUCAGCAACUUCUGGAAGACAGCGAGACGACAGCAGGAGACUCUACGAUUGGAGACACGACCGACAACGCUUCUGUGGCCUCUCAGGACGAAUUUUCUGUCGAGGAAGACGAGCACGAAAGUGUUUCUCUUUCGGCUUCUGACUCCAACGUGGAAGGUUACAGCGAGCGGCAGUCGUCUCGCAUUGAAAUCUGUGCCGGUGACUCGGACGACAACUCCCAGACCAUAAGGUACCCUGUCUCUUGGCCCACUCCUCCUCCCGAGGGUCCUUUAGCUCUGUCUCGCCAGGAACUCGAAAGCUUUACACGCUACAGAUACGACCAGGAGACUCCGGAGAUUCUGUCGCGUGAAAACACAGACUCUCUGUCUGAGUCAGACGAGUUUGAUUUCGAAACGCAGCUGCAGAUUGACCUACGGUCACUGGUAGCUCAAAACCGCCAGGAGCGUCAGGAGAGACUGGAGCGACUGGAGCGAUUGGAAGAGCUCCAAGCGGGCCCUUCUGGUACCACCGGAAGACGUACACCGGACCAGCGACCGAAUUCUGCACCGCAGAGAUUCUCUCCUCGUCCUCCUCGGUCACCUGCUAUUUCUGCACACAGUUCUCGGGGUUCUCUUCGGUCGUCACGGCUGAGCACUUCGACAACCACAGGUUCGAAUCCAAGCUCCACCAUUUCGCGCCAACGACACGUGACUCCGCUCACCACUCCCCUUCCUGCGCCUCCAGACGAGUCUCAGCGAGACGACGGGGACGACGAGUCGUUUGAGUAG